Molecule: messenger RNA, 489 nt
Organism: Eimeria mitis
Lineage: Eukaryota; Apicomplexa; Conoidasida; Eucoccidiorida; Eimeriidae
Exons: 4
Coding region: 1-489 (162 amino acids)
Biological process (GO): rRNA processing; ribosomal large subunit biogenesis
Cellular component (GO): nuclear periphery; nucleolus; preribosome, large subunit precursor
Source: RefSeq, a predicted model, not a curated record
AUGGAGACAGAAGAAGAACGGCCUAUCUGCGACGAAGAGGGUUUGCUGCAGAAGCUGGAGGAGCUGAAGUAUGAGCCCCCGCCCGGGAUGCGGCGCGUGCCCUUUGUGGAGACACUGGCGAUAGUAGCGGACCCCACACUGGGGGGGGGAGGAGACAAGCAGCAGCAGCAGCAGCAGCAGCAGCAGCAGAAGCAAAAGGAGACAAUCGGUGUUGCUGACGAUAUAAAAAGAGAAGCUUUCUUCGUGCAGCAGGUGCAGCACACAGUACCUAUUGCGUUGGCCCGGCUGCGGGCGCUGGGGCUGCAGUUUACUCGCCCCGAGGAUUUUUUGGCUGAGAUGCUGAAGACAGACCAACAGAUGGGGAGAAUAAGAGCUCGUAUAGAGGAGGAGCAGCAGCAGCAGCAGCAGUUUAUAGAGAAGAUGAAUCCGCAGUGCAGCAGCAAACUCGCAGCUCAAUACAGCCGAGGCAUGCAGGCUGAGAGACUGUAA